Anthonomus grandis grandis is the source of this 1017-nucleotide messenger RNA. RefSeq names its product GPN-loop GTPase 3. Lineage: Eukaryota; Metazoa; Arthropoda; Insecta; Coleoptera; Curculionidae. The transcript has 6 exons. The record is from RefSeq and is a predicted model, not a curated record. Gene Ontology annotation, molecular function: GTPase activity. Bases 109 to 957 code for a protein of 282 amino acids.
AUAACCUCAACUUGAAUAUUCGGCUCAGUCCGUAAUUAUUUACAAAUUUAAGAGAUUGAUUAGUAUUAAAGCUUUUUCUGUAAGACUUUAAUUCUACAGUCAUAAGUAAUGAGAUACGCUCAACUAGUCAUAGGACCGGCUGGUAGUGGCAAGUCCACCUACUGUAGUGCGAUGUCCCAAUACGGCGUAGACCUGAAAAGAAAUAUUGAAGUGGUAAAUUUAGAUCCUGCAGCUGAACAUUUUGAUUACACCCCCUUGGUUGAUAUCCGAGAACUUAUUCAGGUACAAGACACCAUGGAGGAUGAAGAAUUACACUUUGGACCCAAUGGAGGCCUCAUAUUUUGUAUUGAGUACUUGCUCGAAAACUCAGAUUGGUUAAGAGACAAAAUCGGUGAUAGUGAAGAUGAUUAUAUACUAUUUGACUGCCCGGGGCAAAUUGAACUUUACACACACCUAACAGUAAUCAGAAAACUGGUGAAACAACUUCAAGACUGGAAUUUCAAUGUUUGUAGUGUUUUUUUAGUUGAUGUUCAGUUUAUGACUGAUGGGGCAAAGUUUUUGUCAGGAACAAUGGCUGCUCUUAGUGUUAUGGUGAAUUUGGAACUACCUCAUAUAAAUUUGCUAUCAAAAAUGGAUUUACUGAGUAAAACAGCACGGAAGAGACUGGAUAGAUUCUUAGAGCCUGAUUCACAUGCUAUUUUAGGUGAUGUGGAACUAAACGGAUUGUCUGCAUUUAAUGAAAAAUAUAAGAAGCUGACAGAAACCAUAGGGAAAAUUGUUGAGGAUUAUUCUUUGGUCAGGUUUAUUCCUUUAAAUCUAAAAAAUCAUGAGAAUAUGGGUGAUGUCUUAAUUACCAUAGACAAUGUUGUACAGUGGGGUGAAGACCAAGAUGUGAAAACAAAAGAUUUUGACCAAGAAGAGCCAGAAGAUAUUGAGGACUAUAGUAGAGAUGAUUAAGUUAAUUUUUGUUGUACAUUAUAUAUUUUUUUACAUAAAAUAAAACAGUAAAAUCGAGAA